CUCGAUUAUCUUUCAAUCACCAUCAACAAAACGCGCAUUCUUUUGGAGGAAACGUAAACCCGACCAUACUCAACUUUACAGGCUAAUUAAAAAACCUCUUUCCACGAGUAAGACAUAGUCGCAGGCCCUGACGGGCCCGAUAACGCUCGUCUUGGCGCCAACACAACCCGCAGAAUCACGACCCAGCUGGCAGGACCUAAGCCGAAAUUCGGGGGACGGGUCCGAUUUAAUCAACGCCGCAUGCGGCAUCUAGAACUACCGACGCCGCGACCAUGUUUGAUACCAAUCCGAACCUCAUCCAAGACCCUCAGCGGUCGUCGGAACGAUCGUCGCCCACCCCGCUCGUCCUCAUCCACGACGGCGGCGGCACGAUAUUCAGCUACUACUGCCUAGGCAGCCUGGGCAGGCCACUCUACGGUAUCUUCAACCCCAACUACCACUCCGGGCGGUCGUGGGCCGGGGGCCUCCCGGAAAUGGCCCGGCACUACGUCAGGCUGGUCCGGACCGUCGUGCCCCGGGGCCCCGUCAUCCUCGGCGGCUGGUCCCUCGGGGGCCUGCUCUCGCUCGAGAUGGCGCGGGAGCUGGCCGGCGACCCGUCCCUCCGGGUGCUCGGGAUCGUCAUGAUCGACAGCGUCUACCCCAGGGCCCCGCCGGCCUGGCUGCCGUCGCUGCCGGUGGUGCAGCACGCCGCCAAGUGGGGGGAGAACACGCGGCCCGAGACACGUGCCGCCGUCACGAGGUGCUUUGAGGAGGCGGUGGCGAUGGUUGGCCGGUGGACGCCGCCGGCGUGGGGGCCGGAGAGUGCCGACGCGUCGCAGAUGGCAAGCAUGGAUGGCCGGAAUAGCCAUUCUACAUCCUCGCCCGCACACGGUCCGCCGCCAGUGUUCCUGCUGCGGGCGAAGGAAGCUGUUCCGGUCCUGGUUGAGGGCGUGAGCAGGGUCGACCUGCACCGGCAAGACCGUUUACUGGGAUGGGGUAACUACCGGAGAGACAUGAUCGUCCGAGUCACGGAUAUCCCAGGGCACCACUUCAGUAUAUUUGCAUUGGAGAACCUAGACGCUGUCACAGAGGGGUUGAUAAAGGUGUGUUCUGAGGUUGAGGACUGGACUCCUAGAUAAAGAAGAUGGACGAGAUAGACAUCCACUGGCAGGAGAAAGGGGGCUGAUGGCCUGGGGCAGCUCAGAGAGGAGAGAGUCGUCUGCACUACCACCCUUCGACGGCAUGGGCUGCGGUCACACAUAUCAGCCGCUUCAUUUAUACCCUCCUGGAAUUAAAGUCCCGGGCAUCAAACCCAGCCCUGAGAUGUAUAUUAGAUAUAUUGGAGAGCCCUUCUUGGCCCCCAACCACAAUAUCUGGGAUCCGAAACCUUCCGACCAAUGGGAGUCCCGUAACUUUAGGUUACAAGUCUUGAGAGUCUUGGGAUUCCCCUCCUCAUCCUAUCUUCAGCCAGACGAGGAGCAACGCCAACGGAAUCGGGCCAAGACGUGCGAUACAACAUGCUGUCAGCUGGGGAUUUAGCCUCUUGCAACAAUU
Molecule: messenger RNA, 1533 nt
Organism: Phialemonium atrogriseum
Lineage: Eukaryota; Fungi; Ascomycota; Sordariomycetes; Cephalothecales; Cephalothecaceae
Product: Alpha/Beta hydrolase protein
Exons: 1
Coding region: 273-1118 (281 amino acids)
Biological process (GO): biosynthetic process
Source: RefSeq, a predicted model, not a curated record